Molecule: messenger RNA, 5408 nt
Organism: Schistosoma rodhaini
Lineage: Eukaryota; Metazoa; Platyhelminthes; Trematoda; Strigeidida; Schistosomatidae
Source: the annotation of a GenBank genome assembly
AAUUUAAAAAAAAAUGUUUUACACGUGGCAUUGGAAUAAAUAAACCACAUUUUCACAUAUAUAGUUUAGUUAUUUAUUGUUCAAGAAGGUUAUCUGGGCUUAUAUAUCCAGAGUUGGUUUCCUAUCUAUAAUUAUGGCUGAAUUUCGUAAAUGUUUUGAUAAUUUAGAUACAGAAAAACGUGGUGUCAUUACAAUUGAAGAUUUAAAAAAUUAUAUGUUUAAAAUGCAUUAUAAAGAAACAUUCUUACAUAAAUGGAUUGAAUUAUUUGAUCCAGAACAUACAGGAUUUAUAACAUAUGAACAAUAUUGUAAAACACUUGGUUUAAUACCAAGAAAACGUACAUUAAGUAAAGAUUUCACAGAUUCUACAUUAUCUUCAUCAUCAUCAUUGUCUGUUUCAUUAAAACAAGAUAAUAUAAAUGAAGUAUCAAUUGGGAGUUUUGAUAAACAUGUGGAUGAGACUAAUACUAUGACAGUCAUUCAACGAUCCCAUUCAAAUGAACCACAACAAACAAUUGAACAACCAAUUAUAACAGAACCACCACCACCACAACAACAACAAAUCGAUCAAACGAUAAAGGAUACAUGUCCUUUACAACAAUCAGAAGUUGAAAUCAUUGAAACAGAACAUCAACAAAAACAACAACAACCAGAAGAGCUUCCGAAUCAACCCAAUAGUUCCAUUCAUCAAAAUAUCAAUAUUGAAAGUACUAAUAUAAUAGUGCAUGAUGAGAAAUUAAAUAUUCGACGUAAACGUAAAUAUAUAGAUGAGAAUCAAAAGACAAUGGAAGAAAACAUUGUUUCGCCUAUUCAAAAUGAUAUACUAUUUGAAACUACUGAAUUAACUAAUUCUAAUCAUAAUGGGAAUCAAUUCAUUGAAUCAUUAAAAGAAAUCAAUAAUGAAAUCAAUAAUUUAUCCGAUCAAUUGAAUAUAUCAUCUCAGCAACCACAGUUAACUACAAAUCAAACGAUGCCAAAUUUUUCAGAAAAAAAAUCGAUUAAAAAAUCGAAAAGAAAACAAAAACAUUUAUUAUCAUUAGAGACCAAAACAUUAAAACAAAAUGAGGAGAUGACCAUAGAUACUAAAAUGAUUCCAUCCGAUAAUGAACAUAAUGAAUUAUUAAGUAGUAUCAUUAUACCGAUGACAAAUAAUUAUGAAAUACAAAUGACAGAUAUAACAUACACUACUACUACUACUACCACUAUUACAAGUAGUAACAUUCCAAAAGAAAUCUCUUCCAUACAAUUCAAUAUCAAUAAUGAUCCUAUUGAUCAAUCAUCUAUAAAUCAUAAACAUGAAGAAGAUCUGAAACAUUUAGAAACGAAACAAACAUCACAGAAUAAGGAAAUAGAUAUAAAGAAACAAUAUGAAACAACAAGUAUUCAACCUUCCAACUAUUCUUUUAUAACGGAAUCAACUAUUAGUAUUUCAACAGAUAGUGGACAUAGUGAAGCAAGUGAUAUAACAUUAUCCUCCGUAGAGAUACCAAUCAAAAAAGAAGAAGAAGAUAUGUUAUUAUAUGAUUCCAAUAGUUUGAAUAUCCUUCAAAAUGAUAAUGAAAUGCCUACAUCUACUUUAUUAUCUACUGAAUCCAAUCAAUUCAAUGAAUAUUGUUUAUCCAAUGAAACUAAUCAAGAAAAAAAUCCAGAUCUACAUCAUGACAAUCAAAUUUUCAAUCAAACUAUUGAAAAAUCUAAUAAAAAAUCAAUCAAAAAGAAACAAAAACCCAAUACUCUAUUAGAACAAAUUAUCGAUCCUAUAAAUUCUCAAUCAAUAAAUUUGAUUCAUCAAUCUAUCAAUCAACAAUCAAGUAGUGCAAUCCUACCUAAAACUGAUGAUAAUUUAUUGAUUACUGAUAAUCAAUCAAUAUCAGAAUUAUUAAUUAUUCCAAAGAAUAUUCCAUCCAUAUCAAGAUCACCUCAAGGAAUGAGUGAAGAAAUUGACGCUGAUCAUACUGUUGAACUAUUAUCACCUAAAGAAUUAGUUACUAACGGGAAAAAAAUUAAAAAAAAUUCAAAAAAUUCUACAAAAAAACAUGAAAAGAAAAAUGGUACAAUAAACUCAAACAGUGACGGUUUACAAGUGGUAAACAUUAUUGAUGUAGAGAUGAUAUCAGAACAUCGACAUGAAGAAGAUAUUAAUCCAUCUGUUAUUGAAAAUCAAUCAGAUAAAAUCAAUAUUUCAUGUUCUGAUACAACAUUCCCUGAACUAAAUAGUAUAGAUCCUCAGUCAGAGUGUAUCAUAGAACAAGUACCUACUAAACAGAAUAUAGUUAUCCUUGAAGUUAACAAUCCAUCUGAACAAAUUUUGAAUGAAUCACAAAUUAUCAUAUCAAAUGAUAAUAUACCUACAACUGAAUUAACUUAUACAAGUAGUAAAGUUCCAAUAGAUGAUCAUUAUAUAACUACAGAAUACAUUGAAGAAGUACAAUUCAAUAAUAUUAAUAAUAAUAAUGGUAAUGAUACAUUAGUAAAGCAAUCAUCUUUAAGAAAAGACGAUGUAAACAAAGUCAUUACAGAGAUGACAUUAUGUGAUUUAGAAUUGAACAUUGAGCAUGAAGAUACUAACGAAAACUCAUUAAAACAAUCAAAAAAGAAACAUAAGAAAACAAAAGAACCAACUGAAAAGAAUAUAACAGCUGCUGACAAUCAUGAAAAUACUACUAAUACUUCUGAACUUACUUCAUUUCAAGAAUCAUUCAUUCCUCAGAGUGCAAUAACAACGACUGAUGUAAGUCGAACUGUAGACUCUCCUCUAUACACUGAUUUGCAAACGAAAGAACAAACACUACAUCCAACAAUAUCAAAAAAGAAACAUAAGAAAACAAAAGAACCAACUGAAAAGAAUAUAACAGCUGCUGACAAUCAUGAAAAUACUACUAGUACUUCUGAACUUACUUCAUUUCAAGAAUCAUUCAUUCCUCAGAGUGCAAUAACAACGACUGAUGUAAGUCGAACUGUCAACCCUCCUCUAUCCACUGAUUUGCAAACGAAAGAACAAACACUACAUCCAACAAUAUCAAAAAAGAAACAUAAGAAAACAAAAGAACCAACUGAAAAGAAUAUAACAGCUGCUGACAAUCAUGAAAAUACUACUAGUACUUCUGAACUUACUUCAUUUCAAGAAUCAUUCAUUCCUCAGAGUGCAAUAACAACGACUGAUGUAAGUCGAACUGUCAACCCUCCUCUAUCCACUGAUUUGCAAACGAAAGAACAAACACUACAUCCAACAAUAUCAAAAAAGAAACAUAAGAAAACAAAAGAACCAACUGAAAAGAAUAUAACAGCUGCUGACAAUCAUGAAAAUACUACUAGUACUUCUGAACUUACUUCAUUUCAAGAAUCAUUCAUUCCUCAGAGUGCAAUAACAACGACUGAUGUAAGUCGAACUGUCAACCCUCCUCUAUCCACUGAUUUGCAAACGAAAGAACAAACACUACAUCCAACAAUAUCAAAAAAGAAACAUAAGAAAACAAAAGAACCAACUGAAAAGAAUAUAACAGCUGCUGACAAUCAUGAAAAUACUACUAAUACUUCUGAACUUACUUCAUUUCAAGAAUCAUUCAUUCCUCAGAGUACAAUAACAACGACUGAUGUAAGUCGAACUGUAGACUCUCCUCUAUACACUGAUUUGGAAACGAAAGAACAAACACUACAGACAACAAAAUCAAUGACUUCAAGUCAACCUUCAGAUGGAUUCAGUAAAAAAUCAUCAAGAAACAGAAAAACCAAAAAAGGUAAAACGCAAUCACAUGAUAAUCACUCUUCAAAUUCUACACUUUCCAUAUCAUCUAAUUCUUUGAUACCGGUUGAUGAAGUACAUAGUACUGUAUAUAAUAUUAGUAGUAGUAGUAGUAGUAACAGUAGAAACCUUGAUAUUAAUAAUUUCACAUCAUUAUCAAUUCCAUUUUGUAAAACAAUUUGUAAAGUUUCUCAUGAAGAACUACAGAACUCACUUAGUCAUAGAAGUACAUCUUCCUUGAAGUCGAAGAAUAAAAAACUUCAUUUGAAAAGAAACAAAUUAAAGAAUAGUAAAACAAACAUUCUGAAUCAAAUGGAUAAUACAUUGAAUGAUGAAAUGACAAUAGAACAAUUAUCACAAACAGUUAAUGAAGAAGAAACACAAGAAAAUACUAGAAAACGACGUUUUCCUAAGUCUUUCAUUACACAAGUGGAUCCGAGAUAUAAUCGGUCUGUUCGUUUAGCUGCUAAACGAAGAAAAACGGAUUCAACUCAUAAAGCCAAAGAAGCAUCACCAUCAUCUACCGAUGAAAGAAAGACAACAAUUCAACAAAAAACUAAGCAAAUCAUAAAAAAAUGGCAUAUAAGACCAAGUUUAAGAGAAAAUGGUGUUAUUGUUAUAUUAUUAGCUGGACGACAUCGUGGUAAACGUGUAGUUAGUUUAGGUCAACAUAAAUCAACUGGUCUAUUACUUGUUACUGGACCAUAUUGUUAUAAUGGUUGUCCAUUACGUCGUAUUCAUCCAGAUUAUGUAAUUGCUACUAAAACAAAAAUUGAUUUAAGUAGUUUAUCACUUCCUGAAAGAAUUCAUACCAAAAAAUAUUUCAGUAGAUCCACCACAUGUAAAAAAUUCAAAAAAUCUCAUCAACAAAAUCGCUUUGCAGAUAUUCUUGACCAUGGUGUUACUAAGGAGCAAUCAACUUAUCAACCAAAUAAUGAAAAGAAAAUGGAUCAAAUUUACAUAGAUAAUGAAGUAAGAAAAGCAAUUAAAUUUCAUAGUGAUUCCAAGUUACUAAUUGGCUACUUAAAAUCAUUAUUCUCAAUUGGUAAAUAUGAUAAACCACAUGAAAUGUUAUUUUAAAUAAGACUGUAAACAUAUUCAAUCCAUAUACAUAUACAUAUACAUACAUAGAUAGGCAAACAAACUAUACAAAUUGACCUUUCUAAAUCAUAUUAACUCUUCUUUAUUAUACUUACCUACUUACUUGCUGACUUACUUACUUGCAUACUUACCUACUUACUUACCUACUUACUUACUUACUUACGCCUGUUACCCCUCAUGGAGAGUUUAGGCUAUUCUUCACUAUAACAAUAAGAAUAAAUGAUACAACACUACUACUAUUUACUAUUAUUAUUAGAAAUGAAGCAUUUCAAUAUGCGAUAUGGAUGUAUACACUUUUUCCUUUCAAUCUUGUGAGUGUAGUUCUUCUUGAGUCUUUUUCCCUUACCUUCAAUCAAAAUUUAGAUUCAUUGUUCAAUGUUCCAAAAAUCAAAUUCUCAAGUUGUUUGUUUGAUUACUACCUUUUGAUGUUAUUUUUUGUUGUAAACUUGUGUCCUUGUUUGUUUUUUGUCUUCCUUUUUGUUUGUGUUUAUUUCAAUGUUUUUAGUUCAUGAUUUUCUCUUCUAAAUGAAAAUAAAUUUCAUUUCUGGAUUGAAAUUUAAUAGUU